This is a messenger RNA of Musa acuminata AAA Group (dessert banana), 1185 nucleotides long. RefSeq names its product phytosulfokine receptor 2-like. The record is from RefSeq and is a predicted model, not a curated record. The coding region runs from base 1 to 1185 and encodes 394 amino acids. Gene Ontology annotation, molecular function: protein binding. Lineage: Eukaryota; Viridiplantae; Streptophyta; Magnoliopsida; Zingiberales; Musaceae. Gene Ontology annotation, cellular component: membrane. The transcript has 3 exons.
AUGAUAAUAACAAAGAUCGUUGUCGAGAAAUUCGACAGAAAUGUCAACUUCGGCAUAUGGCAGCUCAAGAUGAAGGUCAUUCAAGAUGGAGUUGAUUUGGCAUUACAGGGAGUUAAGAACAUUCUAGAUGAUAUGUCAAAGGAAGAUCUUGCAGUUAGUUGGAAAGCUUCCUUACAACCUGUCGUGGCUUUAUCUACUACAGAGGCAGAAUAUAUGACAAUGAUAGAGACUCUAGCUUGGUUAGCAACGCACGCAAGAGUCAUCGGUCUCGAUCUAUUGGGAAAAGGCCUCGAAGGGGUUCUCUCACCGUCCGUGUCUGGUUUGGACAAGCUUAGUUUCCUCAACCUCUCCCUCAGUUCUUUCCGAGGCCCCAUCCCACCCGAGCUGUUCCACGUGAAGCUCUUGGCGGUGAUCGACUUGAGCAACAAUCACUUGUUAGGCGAGAUGCCACCGGGUAUAGGAAACCUCUCAAGCCUGUCCCUAUUGGAUAUCUCCAACAACAGGUUCACCGGGAUGAUCCCUGAUGUCUUUCACGGCUUGACAAAGCUCGAGGUUUUCUCGGCUGAGUCUAUUGGAUUCGUUGGCCGGCUGCCCACUUCCUUGUCCUCGUGCUCGAUGCUUACGUCGCUUUAUCUGUGGAACAAUUCUCUCAACGGUAGCAUCGACCUCGACUUUGGACGAUUACUUCGUCUUACCGUCCUCAACCUUGGAUGGAAUAGAUUGCACGGGCUCAUCCCGGAGAGCCUUUCUUCUUGCAAGGCACUACAGAUCCUGAAUCUGAAUCGCAACAACCUAAGUGGUCUGGUUCCACAGAAGCUUCGCAAUCUUCGUUCCCUUUCCUUCCUUGCCCUCGAGCAAAAUAAUCUCUCCAACAUUUCCAACGCAUUGGCAGUUCUUCAGGGGUGUCACAACUUGACCGUUAAAAAUGAAGAAAUGCCAACUAAUGGAAUCCGAGGAUUUGGAAGCCUACGUGCUCUCAGCAUGGCAAACUGUGGUUUUAGAGGUUCUAUGCCCUUGUGGUUACGAAAAUGCAGAGAACUUCGAGCUAUAAAUCUAGCAUGGAAUCUUUUUAGCGGAGAGAUACCAUCGUGGUUUGAAGGUUUUGAUCAUCUGUUUGUCAUGGACUUGUCGAACAACUCGUUCUACGGGGAGAUCCCAAUUUCCUUGAUGCAAUUGAAGAGUUAG